This is a messenger RNA of Passer domesticus (house sparrow), 1726 nucleotides long. It is a transcript of the gene TGM1, whose product is annotated as transglutaminase 1. Gene Ontology annotation, molecular function: protein-glutamine gamma-glutamyltransferase activity. The record is from RefSeq and is a predicted model, not a curated record. Lineage: Eukaryota; Metazoa; Chordata; Aves; Passeriformes; Passeridae. Gene Ontology annotation, biological process: peptide cross-linking.
UUCGAGCCGGGCGUGCUGGAGGCGUGCCUGUUCAUCCUGGACCGCCGGGGGAUGCCCCACAGCGCCCGCGGCGACCCCGUCAUGGUGGCCAGGGUGGUGUCGGCCAUGGUGAACUCGCUGGACGACAACGGCGUGCUGGUGGGGAACUGGACCGGGGAUUACUCGCAGGGCACGAACCCCUCGGCCUGGGCCGGCUCCGUGGGGAUCCUGCGCAGCUUCCACGGCUCCGGCGCCCCCGUGCGCUACGGCCAGUGCUGGGUGUUCGCCGGCGUCGUCACCACCGUGCUGCGCUGCCUGGGGCUGCCCACCCGCACGGUGACCAACUACAACUCGGCGCACGACACCGACACCUCGCUGACCACCGACAUCUACCUGGACGAGGCCAUGCGGCCCCUGGAGCGCCUCAACACCGACUCCGUCUGGAACUUCCACGUGUGGAACGACUGCUGGAUGAAGCGCCCGGAUCUGCCCCAGGGCUACGACGGCUGGCAGGUGGUGGACGCCACGCCCCAGGAGACCAGCAGCGGGCUGUUCUGCUGCGGGCCCUGCUCCGUCACCGCGGUGAAGAACGGCGACGUCUUCCUCAAGUACGACACGCCCUUCGUCUUCGCCGAGGUGAACAGCGACAAGGUGUACUGGCAGCGGCAGGCGCACGGCGGCUUCGCCGUGGUGCACGUGGAGGAGGGGGCGAUCGGCCGCAGGAUCAGCACCGUGGGGGCCGGCUCUGCGGCCAGAGUGGACAUCACUGACCAGUACAAACACCCCGAGGGCUCGGAGGAGGAGCGCCGCGCCGUCUCCUCGGCCACGUCGCACGGCUCGCGGCCGCGGCAGCGCGGGCCGGCCUCGGCCGGGGAGGUGACGCUGGCCGUGGCCGCGGCGCCGGCCGUGGCCGGGGCCGAGCUGGAGCUGCGCGCCGCCGUGGGCAACCGCGGCGCCGAGCCGCGCACGCUGCGGCUGCGGCUGUCGCUCUGCGCCGUGCGCUACACCGGCGUGGCCGGCGCCGCCUUCCGGCAGGAGCAGCACCGCCGCACGCUGCCCCCGGGACAGGAGGACACGGUGACGAUGGCCGUGCCCUACGCCGAGUACCGGCCCCACGUCGGGGACCAGGACGCGCUGAAGCUGACGGUGGCGGCCGCGGUGCAGGAGAGCGGCCAGGUGCUGGCCAAGGAGCUGCUGGUGCGGCUGCACACGCCCGAGCUCACCCUCACGCUGCUGGGCCCGGCCGUGGUGGGCGAGGAUGUGGCGGUGCAGGUGGUUUUCCAGAACCCUCUGCCCGAGCCGCUGAACGGAGCCUCGCUGCGCAUGGAGGGCGCCGGCAUCUCCUGCCCCAAACCCGUGUCGCUGGGCUCGCUGGGGGCGGGGCAGACGCUCCGGCUCAGCCAAUCGGUGACGCCGCUGCGCGCAGGACAGCGCCGCCUAGCGGCCGCGCUGGAGAGCGCCGCCCUGCCCCCCGUGCACGGCAGCGUCCAGUUCAGCGUGGGAACUGGGAGCACUGGGAGCACUGGGAGCACUGGGAACCUGACUGCGAGCACCGGGAACCUCGCUGGGAGCGCUGGGAAUGCCGGGAGGAGGAGGAGGAGGAGGAGGGGGAGGCCUGGGGGCAGCACGGGGGGGUGAACUGGUUUAUACUGGGAGCACUGGGAGCCUGACUGGGAGCACUGGGAGCACUGGGACCCAUACUGGGAGCCAUACUGGGAGCCACACUGGAGCACUGGGAAUGCUGGGA